GUACGGAAAGAACAUCAUGAUGUCAAAUUGGCGGUCCUGAAACAGACGAAAGUCGAGAGUUUGAAAGGUGUCUAAACCAUGUCUACAAUGCCAGGCAUGUGGGCCGGUUUAACGCGAUAUGGGUGUGUUUUGGGGGCGGGAGCCGCACUGGGAUACGAGUGGAAACGACGCUCGCUUAUUGAGACCAAUAUCAUUGUUCCCAAAGAAACUCGGCUGAAUGCUCAAGUAUUGAAGUAUGGUUCUCCCAUGAGACUCAAUGCAGCGCCAUUAUGCUACAGCAACCACUGUCUCGAAUACGAUGGUUCUCGGAAAGUUCCCAUUUGGGUGGCCGAACACAUUUCCCGCGACAAAGUGAAUGGAUCGGUGGCGGAUCGGAAGAGGUCCAAGUUCAAACCCGACCCGGCUCUGGCCCAGUUGAUCCAGGCCAAUAACGACGACUUUUGGAACUCGGGAUGGAGCCGAGGUCACAUGGCACCGGCGGGAAACAAUAAACAUUGCCAACAAUCCAUGGACGAGACGUUCUUGCUCUCGAAUAUUGUGCCACAGGAUAUUGACAACAAUGGCGAUUUCUGGAACCGACUCGAGAUCUACUGCCGUGAUCUGACCAAAGUGUUUGACGAUGUGCACGUGAUCUGGCCUUUAUGGAUCCCCAAAGAGGCUGAACUGGAAGAAACUCCGCGAACGGAGCAAGUGGCUUCCAACCAAAAGAAUUGGAAGAGGAAACCGCACAAAGUCAUGAAGUACGAGGUGAUUGGCACGAAUGAGGUAGCUGUUCCGAGUCAUCUAUUCAAGGUCGUGUUAGGAACCAAAGCCAACGACCAAACGAAGACUGCCAACGUUCCCGCUCCUGUUUUGGCCGCCUUCAUUGUUCCCAACAAACCCAUUCCUAGAGAGAAAGCUCUGAUCGACUACAGAGUGUCCCUUGAGGACAUUGAAAAAAGAUUGGGAUAUCGGCUUCAUCCUUAUUUGGACCGAACCUCACUGGGAGAUUUAUGCGAAUUCGACGGAUGUCAAAUGAUGGAUUACCGCAAAUUCCAGACCUUCUACAUUGAGCGUGGAAUGAAAGGAGCACGGAAUCAGAAUGAACUGGAUCGGUAUUGGCGGAGAGCCAAGAAAUUGGAUUUGGUUACGCCGAGUUUGGAAGAACUGAAAGCUUCCAAGGAACUGGAGAUAGAUGCAAGCGAACGAAAGAAGGAGAGUGCUGCGGCCCCUGGAGGAUAAAAAUGCCGAUUAUCUCGAUCCUCUGAAACGAUUCCAAUUGACGUGUUCGUGUGGCAAUUAGUUGACGCUGAAUCGUGUGUGAUCAACUAUCGUUUUGUUUAUGUUUGUAAAUAUUUCAUUCUCA
Molecule: messenger RNA, 1345 nt
Organism: Tigriopus californicus
Lineage: Eukaryota; Metazoa; Arthropoda; Copepoda; Harpacticoida; Harpacticidae
Product: nuclease EXOG, mitochondrial-like
Biological process (GO): apoptotic DNA fragmentation
Cellular component (GO): nucleus; mitochondrial inner membrane
Molecular function (GO): metal ion binding; nucleic acid binding; RNA endonuclease activity
Source: RefSeq, a predicted model, not a curated record